Mizuhopecten yessoensis (Yesso scallop) is the source of this 1946-nucleotide messenger RNA. RefSeq lists its product as uncharacterized. NCBI's taxonomy places the organism in Eukaryota, Metazoa, Mollusca, Bivalvia, Pectinida, Pectinidae. Bases 176 to 1798 code for a protein of 540 amino acids. The record is from RefSeq and is a predicted model, not a curated record. The transcript has 4 exons. Gene Ontology annotation, cellular component: aminoacyl-tRNA synthetase multienzyme complex.
CCUUGUUGCAGGCAGCACAGUCUGUAAGUCUGCACUGCAUGUGUGUCAUACUACCAAACUUCUCUUCGAGUGCUCUAUACCGGAAUAUAUAUAUAUGGCAUCUAGCACUUAAUUACAUCUCUCUGUUGUAUAUGGUUGUACUGAGUGCAUACAAAUACCGAAUACUGCAUCAGAUAUGGGAAAUAUCAUUAGCUCAUGUAGGGACAAAAUAACACCAUCAUUGCAUAGCAGCAAGAAGGCUGAGCAGAGUGGUGCUUUAGUGAAGGCGACAGAAGAAAAGGCCAAGCAAAGGGAUGUUCUGAAUAAGAACCCUGAAGGAAAAGCCAGGCAAAGGGAUAUUUUAGUGAAGGCAACAGAAGAAAAGGCCAAGCAAAGUGACAUUUUAGCGAAGGAGAAAGAAGAAAAGGCCAAGCAAAGUGACAUUAUAGCGAAGGAGAAGGAAGAAAAGGCCAAGCAAAAUGAUAAAUUAGUGAACGAAACAGAUGAAAAGGCCAAGCAAAGUGACAUUCCAGAUAAACCAACAUACAAAACGGCUAAGCACGAUGAUACUCUUGAUAAGUUUACACAAGAAAAGGUCAGGAAUAGCGAGCUGCAAGACAAAGCCAAGGAGACAGAACUUCACAAUAAACAUGAUAAACCCAUACAGAAUGAGAUAGAGCAAGAUAAGUUACUAGUUAAGGCCAAGGAAGAGGUGUUACUGUGCAAGGCCGAGCAAAAUAAAAGUUCAGUUGAUUUUAAUUUUAAAGAUGUUUGUGAUCCAUUCACAAAAGAACCAGCCCAAAUUGGAAAAGAAUGUGGAACACAGAUGUGUGAAUUACGAGACCAUAAUCAUGACACGGACGCUAGUGAUUGUGUAGGGAAUAUAGAUCCAACAAGAAAGAGGCAUGACCAUGAAACAGACAGUCAUAAUUAUCAUACAAAUUCACCGGAGAAUGGUCACUUUCCAGAUGUAAUCCCAUCAGAGGAGGAUGGAGAAGAAAAUAGGUCAAAGGUGAGAACAGCAUCAACAGGUGAGGAUAACUCUAUAGUGGCGCUGGACAAUAAACAGACGGCUAUACUACAGAGGCUUGGAGAGUUGAGAGGUGUCCUGGAUCAGCUAAACAACAAGUACGGUGGCGCCACCACAACAUCGCCUUCGAAAAUGUCAUCUACCAUGGUACUACCGAGUGGAGUUGUCCAUGACAUUGUCAUCAACGCUGACCCAGAGAAUCCACCGGCCAUUGUGUUUGUACUGUUCACACUCCUUAGGGAGAGGUGUCGGGUGUACGGGUCAAGCCUCGUCCACUCCAGUGUGAACAACGUCCCGGACCAACUUCGCAAUCUCUUUAGUGAGCAAGACAACAAUUGUCCACGUGGAAACCACCAGGUGGCGCUCACAAUUAUAUGGAAAAAAGUUGAGAAUGGCCCAACCCUGAUAGUGUCGCCACACAAGCAGACAGCAAUCCAGGGAGAAGCAAAUAUUGCGAGAUACAUCAUGCGACUCAUCAACCAGGAUUACGACAACUCGGAUGUCGUUGCCACAACACAAGUCGACGAUUGGUUAGACUCCGCCCAGCAACAGCUCCACCGUGGCAACACGAAGGAAAAAGCUGCAGCAGUGAAGUCUCUAAACGCUAGACUCGGGAGAAAUGAUUGGCUUGUAGGAUCAGAAAUCUCAUUGGCUGAUAUGGUGAUGUGGGCGGCUCUAUUUCAGACCAAUCAAAUGUCAAAUGCUCCAACCAAUGUAAAAAAGUGGCUGGCAUCUUGUGAUAAAAAUUCAGUUUUCAAGUUUGCCAAGACUGUUUUAAAUGGAAGUUAAAAAUAGACUUUGGACAAUGUUGAUUUUUCUUUUUCGAACUUAAUUUUAUACCUGAUGACAAAUUACUGUUCAUAUAAUAUGUACCAUUACCUGCUUCAAUAAUUUGUUAUCGGAAUACAUUUUUGGAAUGAAAUGUGAAAUAUUUACA